AUGGAUAACCAGAAGAAGCAUUACCGUCAGCCACGCAGGCGACCAGCGCACUUGCGCACCAAGACUGGAUGUUUGACUUGUGGAAAAAGAAAGAAGAAAUGCGACGAGACACCGGAAACCUGCACGAAUUGUUCUCGGGGAAAUCACACAUGUGCAUGGCCAUCGGAGUCCAGCUGUGGUGAGCCUAGCAAACUGAGGCACGUCGCGAGCCCAACAAACCAAGGAGCCACUCCAGAAGAAUUGACCUUGUCACCCUGUACCAUCGAAACCACAUUCCAUAUCGAGUUCAAUGGUAAUCUCAGACAUGCUCGGAAAGGCAUGGAAAUGGCUAAUCCAUGCAUCUAUACACAAAGUCCAUUCAUAUCAUAUUCACCCGUCAUAUCCCGCGAAAGCAUCCCCUUAUUUGAAUUCCUGAGAGCGGCAUUCUUACCCACUCUCAUACACCCAAUGGCUCAUCCAGCCACGGUCGAAUUCGUCAAACAGGAAAACCUACAGUCAGCAUCUAGCACUCCAUUCCUCAUGCAUGCUCUCCUAGCAUGCUGCGGAGCGGAGUUUCCGGCGGAAGACAUGCGCUAUCACAGGAUUGCGGAGAGGCACUACGCGAAGGCAAUUGGUGGGUUGCGGGAGCAUUUGGACAGUGGCACUGACUCGACGGUGAGACCUAUUGUGCUUUUGAUGGCUGUCAUUGUGCUUUGUAUCUACGAGCGAUCCAAACCCCGUCUCUCCAGAGGCGUUGACGUCCAUCUUCUCGGGGCAGCCCAGUUAAUCCAGUUACACCUCAAACAAGAAAAAACAUGUGUGCUCUCGAAAUCAGAUACGACCAUGCUUCAUCUCAUGCUCGAAGCGUUCAUAUUCCACGCUACAACUAGCAUCCCAUUCCAGCAGCCUUUUGUGCAGUCCGCAGUUAUUGAUUCCACCUUUCCACUAGCUGAGCGCGCGUUGGAGGAGUCAUCCCACCGUUCCGAAACAUGUCUUUACGUUUCUUCUAUCAUUGCAGUCCGGCCGAAGUUGUUUGGAUAUAUUCGUGAAAUAGUCUUGAUGCAUCAAAAGCAUUCAGUUGAGGGAGUUGAUAUAUUGCGAUGUUACGAACUGGAACGCAUCUUGGAUUACUGGGAUGGGGCCCUGAUAAUGAAUCGAACUCCGUUCCCUCGUUCACCUUCAUAUCACGGGGCAAGACCCGAUCCUUUUUCACUAGGUCCCAGACUCUACAUCCUAGCAUCGAGAAUCCUCUUAAGACACUUGAUCAGUUUUUCAUCCAGUUCAACCAGUAUAACCAUACACACAGAUACACACAUCCCAUCCCUAGUCUCCAAUGGGAUUUUCCUUAUCACCCAACUGCAACCAUCUACAGACUACUACGCCGAGUAUUACUGCUGGCCGAUUCUGGUGGUGGGAAUAUCGACUGUUGAUCGGCUCGACCGAGAGUGUCUGUUAUCACAGGUUAUGGCAUUUUGGAAAGCGACUAGGAAUGGGACAAUGCGACGGUUGGUGGAUAUAUUGACGAGGUAUUGGGGAGAUGGACAUAUGAGCGUCAAUGUUUCCGAUAUGGAAGUUUUUCUGGAUUAA
Messenger RNA from Aspergillus ruber CBS 135680, 1566 nucleotides. RefSeq names its product Zn(II)2Cys6 transcription factor. Gene Ontology annotation, biological process: positive regulation of transcription by RNA polymerase II. The record is from RefSeq and is a predicted model, not a curated record. The transcript has 3 exons. Lineage: Eukaryota; Fungi; Ascomycota; Eurotiomycetes; Eurotiales; Aspergillaceae. Gene Ontology annotation, molecular function: zinc ion binding; transcription cis-regulatory region binding; DNA-binding transcription factor activity, RNA polymerase II-specific. Bases 1 to 1566 code for a protein of 521 amino acids. Gene Ontology annotation, cellular component: nucleus.